Messenger RNA from Schistocerca gregaria, 2736 nucleotides. RefSeq lists its product as uncharacterized. Gene Ontology annotation, cellular component: plasma membrane. The record is from RefSeq and is a predicted model, not a curated record. The transcript has 2 exons. Gene Ontology annotation, molecular function: calcium-activated cation channel activity. NCBI's taxonomy places the organism in Eukaryota, Metazoa, Arthropoda, Insecta, Orthoptera, Acrididae. Bases 312 to 2447 code for a protein of 711 amino acids.
AUUCUUUUGUCAGUUCUGUCAUAUGCGGUGCAUAUAGUUUUGGUUGGUUUCACUGCCAAUCAUUUGUAUUAAUCUCUAUGGCAUUGAUAAUGCAGGCAUGGUUCAUAUUGUAAUUAGCCUGAUUUGACGACGUUCUUAAAAACCUGGUGUAUUACUAGUUCAGGUGGCAACAGAUAAUCUGGCUCUGUAAAACAACUACAAAUUCAAAAGGACAACGCCUAUCAACACAAUAGCAUUUCAUAUAUCAUUUUUUCAGAGAGUUGAACUAUGGCCAAGUGCUAACGCGGUCGCUUGAGUUGCAGAUAUUUGAAAUGGCGGUAGACCCUGAAUUUUUAUGUCAACAAAGCCAAGCUCAGAGGAGCACUAUAACUGUUUCAAGCACAAGCCUCCUGAUAUCCUUUAUCACAAGUUUGAUUCUCAUCAUAUUUUUCUUGAUUAUUCGCUUGGUCUUCAAAAAACUUUACGGGUCAAACGUCUACAGCACUUCAUUUUGGGGAUGGAUUUAUCCGGUCAUAUUUCGCUCAGAUAGAGAAAUACUGAGAAGCCAUGGACUAGAUGCAACGGUCUAUUUGGUGUUUUCACGCGCCAUUCUCCAUGUUUCUCUUCUGCUAUUGCUCAUUACCAUUCUCAUCUUUGCUCCAGUUUAUAUAGACGACAGCUUGCGUCACUCCAGAAGCUUCAAAAGCCUUUUAUUUCACACUCGUUGCGAUUAUCUCUAUGGUUCCGAUCAAUCAGAAUCCUCUGAUACAGCAUCUACCUCUAGACUUUAUAUCCUGUUUUUGUCUCUUUUACUGAACUCUUCUCUAUGCUAUUCCUACUUGGUAAAAGUCUAUCUACAGUAUGGGAGACUCAAACAUGAAUUUAUGGAAUACUAUCCUUCGAAUUGUACGAAUGUUGUUCGGGGCAUCCAGACAUGCAUCUCAGAGACUGAAAUCAAAAAAAUAUAUGAAAAGCUGUUCCCAAAUCAAGUAUUAAGAGUCUACAGAGUAGCCAAUACACUUGCGCUGUCUUCAGCUAUCUCAAAAUACAACAGGCUGAUCGAGAAGGUAGAACGACAAGAGAUAAAAUUUCACAAUGGCGUUGACAAGUUGUCUCAAUUUACCUGGUUCAGGUCCUAUAAAAAAUGGGCACUCAACAGAAUUCAGAAAAGGCUCUUCGAGUAUCGAAAGCAGCUGGUUUCACUUAAUCACAAAAUCAAUUCGUUGAGAAGCAACAUGACCUACACGGGGAUUGUAUUCGUGACCUUUAAGCAGCACUCGCCGGCGAUAAUGUGCCGACGGUUAAACAUUAGAUUAGAUGGCGUUUUAUGCUCAUCUUCGCCAGCGCCCGAUAUAAGAGACAUCAGGUGGAAUUCGUUUUCAUAUACAAACCUGCAUCGUUUUCUCCAUAGGGGGAUUACAUUUGGAUUGGUGUCGACAUGUUGUCUACUUUGGUCUUUUGUCGUUACGUUCGCUCAAGGAUUGAACAAUUUAGGACGGCUAUUGGAGUUAGAUGCAUUUUCAUGGCUCAGAUUUCUGUAUGAAAAGUACCCAUCUCAACUUAAAAACAUUUUCGAGUUAAUUCCUUCUUUGUUCUUAUUCAGCUUACUAUCUUUGCUGAGAUAUUUGCUACAAAUCGUAGUCAGAUUUGAACUCCCAUUGACGCGUACUUCCAAGGAAAGAUCGUACACAUCCAAGUUGUACUACAUUCUCAUCAUCAAUGUUUUUUUGGGAUCAGUUGCCGCCGGAUCCGUAAUUUCGAUCACUGGGAUGCAGUCUAUAGCAGAGAGACCAAUCGAUACGAUAAGACAGUUGGGACUAUCUGUUCCAGCUCAAGCUGGGUUCUUUAUCAAUUACUUUGUCAUCAACUCAGUGUUGUGGAAUAUUUCUAUCGUUAUACAGCCAGUUCGGCUUAUGAAAUGGAUUUACUACAACUAUAUUAAUACCACAGAAACACCUCAACGGACCAAGUGGCUGAAAUCGCUGCCAAGAUUUUAUUUUUAUAUUGAAUAUAGUGAACAAUUGCUUUAUUUCAGCAUUCUAAUCACAUUCUGUUCAUUGGCACCUAUCAUUACACCUUUUGGCGUUUUAUAUUUUGGUUCAAAGUGGAUUGCAUCUCGAUAUUUCAUCUUAUUCCUUCAUUGUAAGAGAUACGAAGGAUUUGCCUCUGCAUGGCCUGAUGUGUUCAAUUGCGCUUGUCUGUCCAUCCUCAUCUAUCAAAUUAUCAUAGCUGGGUACUUUAUGUUGUUCUCGGAGCUCACCAUGGUCAUCAUGACAUUUCUUUUCGCUGUUUUUACGAUCUUCUAUCGGUGGCUCGUCAACAGAAUAGCAUCCAGCAUGAUUAGCAGCAAUCACAUCGAUUUUUAUGGCGGGACGAUGAUCGAGCCUCAGCCUAACCACAGCGAACCGUACGAAUAUAAAAUUCCGGACUGUAAAUCCCUGAGCAGUCGUCAUCAAGAAUUGGUUUGAUCUCAGACAAAUUUGUGCCUCACGAUUUUUACAGGGACCUCUCUACUCGCACCUAAUUUGAGAAUUCGCCCAGUUAUAUGCUACUCUCAUGUAUAGCGUGCGCUGCAAAUACAAUCAGGGCCAGCGCUAUCAAUUUUAUUUUUUGUACUAGAUUUUUGUCGCCCUUUGAUAUUUUGACACAAAUCCCACUUCUUUCAAAUCUUAACUUUUUACCUCCCAGCAUGGUAAUUUGUCUACUCGAAACAGUCCUGUAUCGAUUAUCUGACGAGGUUGUAGGUACUUCUUUUUA